Messenger RNA from Capsella rubella, 1365 nucleotides. RefSeq names its product replication factor C subunit 3. Gene Ontology annotation, biological process: DNA repair; DNA-templated DNA replication. Bases 116 to 1180 code for a protein of 354 amino acids. Gene Ontology annotation, molecular function: DNA binding; ATP hydrolysis activity; DNA clamp loader activity. NCBI's taxonomy places the organism in Eukaryota, Viridiplantae, Streptophyta, Magnoliopsida, Brassicales, Brassicaceae. The record is from RefSeq and is a predicted model, not a curated record. The transcript is spliced from 11 exons. Gene Ontology annotation, cellular component: nucleus; DNA replication factor C complex.
AGACAUUCUUACAAAAAAAAAAGCUUCUGAGUAGAGAGAGGAAGAAGAAGACGAUACAGUUCUUUCCCGCCACUUUCAUUGUCUUCCUCGAAAACCCUCCGGUGGUGAAGCAAAGAUGUUGUGGGUCGACAAGUACAGGCCGAAGUCACUAGACAAGGUCAUCGUUCAUGAAGAUAUCGCCCAAAAUCUGAAGAAACUGGUUACAGAGCAGGAUUGUCCGCAUUUGCUCUUUUAUGGUCCGUCAGGUUCGGGUAAGAAAACCCUAAUCAUGGCUCUUCUCAAGCAGAUAUAUGGUGCCAGUGCAGAGAAGGUGAAAGUGGAGAACAGGGCGUGGAAAGUUGAUGCUGGGAGUAGAACUAUUGAUCUGGAGCUGACUACGUUAUCAAGCACCAAUCAUGUGGAGCUUACUCCAAGUGAUGCAGGAUUUCAGGACCGAUAUAUCGUUCAGGAGAUAAUUAAAGAAAUGGCUAAGAACAGACCAAUUGACACAAAGGGAAAGAAGGGAUAUAAGGUGUUGGUACUAAAUGAGGUUGACAAGCUCUCACGAGAAGCUCAACAUUCUCUGCGGAGAACAAUGGAGAAAUAUAGCUCAUCUUGCCGCCUCAUCUUAUGCUGUAACAGCUCUUCAAAGGUUACAGAAGCCAUUAAGUCUCGUUGUCUUAAUGUGCGCAUAAAUGCACCUUCGCAGGAAGAGAUAGUGAAAGUAUUGGAGUUUGUUGCAAAGAAAGAGAGUCUGCAAUUGCCCCUGGGUUUUGCUGCUCGUAUUGCUGAAAAAUCAAAUCGCAGUCUUAGAAGAGCUAUUUUGUCACUUGAGACUUGUCGUGUCCAAAACUAUCCGUUCACAAGUAACCAAGUGAUAUCUCCCAUGGAUUGGGAAGAGUAUGUUGCUGAAAUAGCAACUGACGUGAUGAAGGAACAAAGCCCUAAAAGGUUAUUUCUGGUGCGUGGAAAGGUGUAUGAAUUGCUAGUUAAUUGCAUUCCACCUGAAGUCAUUCUAAAGAAACUUCUUCAUGAACUGCUGAAGAAACUGGACUCAGAGCUAAAGCUUGAAGUCUGCCACUGGGCUGCAUAUUAUGAACAUCGGAUGCGAUUAGGUCAGAAAGCCAUAUUUCACAUUGAAGCAUUUGUGGCCAAGUUUAUGAGCAUAUACAAAAACUUCCUCAUUUCAACGUUUGGGUAGGAGAAGACAAGCUCCGAAUCUGAGGAAAAGAGGACAGACUUGCACUUGUACUACUGUUUUUCUUAAGCGUGAUCUGAUGUUCUGAAGUUUAGUGGAUCUUUUUAACUUCGAUGUUUCAAUUUAUUUUCCUUAGACUAAACUGUUAAUUCUAAUAACUAUGGAAGUGGUUGUGGUUUGCCUAUCAA